Molecule: messenger RNA, 397 nt
Organism: Acanthocheilonema viteae
Lineage: Eukaryota; Metazoa; Nematoda; Chromadorea; Rhabditida; Onchocercidae
Source: the annotation of a GenBank genome assembly
AUGACCGUUAUUGGAAAUCCAGAAGCCGUUUGGACAAUUCAGAAACAUACGAAGAAACACAAAUCAAACAUACGAACAUUCGAGAAUAUUGGACUCGAUUAUCUGGGCACUGUUUCUAUUAAAACUGAAAGAAAUCUAACCAAAAGAUGGAUAGCUCUCUUUACAUGCUUUACAAGAGCCGUACAUCUAGAAGUGGCGGAUGAUUUAUUGGCCCAGAGUUUCGUGCACAUAUUAAGAAGAUUGCCAGCACCAAUGCAUCUUUUCGGCGCUUUCUCAUUGGUCAUCUGCGCUGUUUUUGUGGUCCAUGCUUGCAUAUCAUCAGGGACAGGAGAAGAUGGGGGAGGAGGAGGAGGAGGAGUAGGAGGAGGACCGCCAGGACCGCCAGGUCCGCCAGGGC